CCCGAAUGGAGGUGCUCAUGUGGAUGCUGUGAUGGUCCCAGUGCCUCUCAAGACGAGCUGUGCACAAUGGCGUCCCCGAUACCCGUUGCUGCGGCGGAUCUUGACAGCCUCAUGCAGACACAACGCGCAGCGCCGAUAGCCUCGCCGCACGGCUAGCUGAGGCUGUUCAAGAGGGCGCUGAUGCUGGCAAGAAGCUGGUCGACGGCAUCCGCUCGACAGUGAGGCGCCGAGGCGGCACUCUGUUCAUGCGCAGCGAUGAGGAAAUCGCCGCCCAGAGGCCCGAGAUGCGUCUCAAUGUGGGAGGCUUCGACGACCUGGUCAUCCCUACCAACGUGCUGCUGAUGCCCGGCAUGAAGGGGACCUAUCUCUCCCUCGUCAUGCUGCACCACAUGGACGCCCUCCCCGCCGCUCCCGACACCACCCCCACACAAGACGGCCGCAGAGACCACUGCCCGUUUCUCGACGCGUCUUCGGCGUUCGGCAGAUGGCUCAAACGGCGCGUCAAAAGGGCAGCGGAGAAGGGCAGAUUCGAGAGCGACCUGACUGAUGCGGAGAAAGACGACGAGUCCAUCCGCUUCUACCACCACCAGCUGUUCGACCACAGCAUGGCCAUCGUCGAAGAAGAACUUGAAGAGGCGGACCAAUUCAAGAUCACAAUCAUCGCGCCCACAGCUCCAUGCGACGGCAAGCUGCUGCCCGCUCUUCCCUUCCAUGACCGCCCCCUGCCGGUUUGCAUCAAAAAUGGGGGCAGGACAUCGGCGCGGGGUCUGUCGCAGACGCCUACAAGAGCGCCUUGGAUCGUCUAGAGCGCAUCGACGAGGCAGUGACGACAUUCUAUAUGGCUGUUGACCCGUUCCUGCAGACGGGGGGUGUGGGCGAGGUGGUGGGCGUGCAUCUCGUGGAGUCAGGCAGUCGGGUGGCGACGGUUGAGGCCACACUCACGCAGCAGCACAUCGACCAGGCGCUCCACCACCGAUUCACCAUGUAUGCAGACGACAAGAGACAAGGGCGACAGGCGCUCACUCUUGGUUUGGGUGUGUUCAGGUGGUGUCCGGAGGUGCGCGACACGCCUGACCAUCUGUUCGAGUCGGCCGUUGACCUCGCGCGGCGACAGCGUCUGGCCUGGCGCGGCGCAAGCAUCUGCCCUCCCGGCGACGGCCGAGACCCCGCCAUCAACCAGGUGUUGGAGCAGUGCGGCAUGGCUCCUGUGCCCUUCUGCAAGCCCCUCGACGGCCCGCCCUUCGCCAAGCACUCGUUCGUCACGUCGCCGGAUCAGUAUCAGGCGCUCGUCGACAUGAUCGGCAAGACGCAGCCGAAACUUAAGCUACUGUAUAGGUAGGUGAGCAGGGACCGGGUGCACGCACUGGUCCAUGUGCAGCCUCCACUUUAAUGUGUGUGCGUGUGUGUGUCUGGUGCAUUGCGUGCAGGGCGUCGGUCGACGGAUGGCGGUUUGCGGACCUGCUCCGGUGCGUGGGCAGCGCCAGUGGCCUCCUGUUCAUCAUCCGCGCACGGGGCCCUUCCGAUUUCGCGUGCUACAUCGGGUGCGACCUGCUGUGCGGCGAUCCCAAGGGGACCAAGGAGGCCAAGUGCCCCGUGUGGUUCAGCACGCUCACGUACCACGAGCUGUACCGCCAGCCGACACGAAUCGACAUCCGCCCGCAUCGGCGAGUGGUCGAGGUGGCCGGCGUCGACGGCUGGGUCGCCAACUGCGCAAAGGUGAGUGGAGAGGAGAAGGGGGCAAAUUGUGAGUGUAGGCAGGCAGUGUGUCGUGUGUCUGGUGGAUUGCAUGCAGGUGUGGAUCGGCGGUGGGGAUCUGAUGCUCGGGUACACGAGCCACACGGCGUCGCCAUGCGCCCCCCUGCCCGACCUGCGCAGGGGCCGACUGAGAAUCCUGGCUGACAAGACGCCUGGGGUGCGCCUGCAUCUUGGGGGCUCGGCGUUCGAGUUCACCGACGAGUGGGGCAAUGUGCUGCUCACUGGGAGCAAGGAGUUCACUGCUGUCGAGAUGGAAGUAGUCCAUGUUACGUGAGUGGCAAGUAGUAGAGUGCGUGGCGUGUCCGGAUCGUUCGUUUUUGGUUGCUUAGUUGCUUAGUGGGUCGGGC
Messenger RNA from Vitrella brassicaformis, 2102 nucleotides. The record is from the annotation of a GenBank genome assembly. Lineage: Eukaryota; Vitrellaceae.